Molecule: messenger RNA, 5999 nt
Organism: Hypanus sabinus (Atlantic stingray)
Lineage: Eukaryota; Metazoa; Chordata; Chondrichthyes; Myliobatiformes; Dasyatidae
Gene: slc26a10
Product: solute carrier family 26 member 10
Exons: 18
Coding region: 250-2328 (692 amino acids)
Biological process (GO): transmembrane transport
Cellular component (GO): membrane
Molecular function (GO): bicarbonate transmembrane transporter activity; oxalate transmembrane transporter activity; sulfate transmembrane transporter activity
Source: RefSeq, a predicted model, not a curated record
AGCACACUUUGCCUGAUCAAAGAGGAAAAGGUCUGCUGCAUUUUUUGCAGAGUCAGACUCUGGGAAUGUUAUUAAUGAUAAACGCCUUCAGGAAAUCUCCCUCUUGUCGCUCCCUGUGUUUCCAUAGGUCGGAGAGACUCACAGGAAAAAGCAGGGAGGCACGGACGGACUUGUACAAGUAGGAGCCCACUCUCUCUCUCUCUCUCUUUACCUCUCACUGGACUCAGCGGAAAGAUUCAGGGAGUCAGAAUGAGUGGGGUGGCCAUCUACCGUUCUAUUUACACCGAGGAUCAGUUUGCCCGGCAAUUCAAUGGACCAAAGGAUGAAGAAAAUGUCACGGAGAGCUUUCAGCAGACAGAAAGAAGGAGCUGCGCAUGUCCUGGGAAUGCUGGGAAACAAUUCUGGAGAAGGCGACUACCAUUCCUCACCUGGUUGCCUAGAUACAAAAUCAAGCAAUGGCUCAUUGGGGACAUUAUCGCAGGUCUGACUGUGGGCAUCAUCCACAUCCCACAAGGAAUGUCCUUUGCUCUGCUGACCUCUGUGGCUCCAAUUUAUGGACUCUACACCUCUUUCUUCCCGGUUGUGUUCUACGUGUUUUUUGGAACUGGACGACAUGUGUCCACAGGCACCUUUGCUGGGAUAAGUUUGAUGACUGGCUCUGUGGUUGAGCGGCUGGUACCCCACCCGUCGGGAUGGAACGUAACAACCCAGGAGGACCCAGAGCUAGAGAAGCAGCGGAUAUCUGUGGCGUCAGCUGUGACCUUCCUCUCAGGACUGAUGAUGAUUUGCAUGUUUGUUCUGCAACUGGGGUUUCUUUCCACCUACUUGUCGGACCCAAUCGUGAAGGCGUUUACCAGUGGCACGGCUUUCCACGUCACCGUCUCGCAGCUCAACACCAUGCUUGGACUGAGGCUUCCGCGCUUCACUGGACCCUUCACCCUCUUUAAGACACUGGCAUCGCUGCUUGGAGCCCUCGCGAUGACAAACAUUGUCGAGCUGAUUAUUUCACUGAUUUGCCUCAGUGUGCUCAUUCCGAUGAAGGAAAUCAACAGCCGCUUCCAGCAGAAGCUCAGGACCCCCAUCCCCAUCGAGAUCAUCAUGCUGAUCGUGGCCACAGCCGUCACUUUUGCUACAUCCCUCGAUGAGCGUUGUAACGUCCAGAUUGUGGGACACAUCCCUGCUGGGUUUCCAAGCCCUCAGUUACCAGCCCUGGGAAGCAUCCCGAACCUAGUCGGAGACACGGUGGCGAUUACCUUUGUUGGUUAUGCUGUGUCGGUAUCCCUAGCCAUGAUCUAUGCCGACAAGCACAGAUAUAAGAUUGACCCCAACCAGGAACUGCUGGCUCAUGGUAUUUCCAACACCGUCGCCUCUUUUUUCACCUGUUUCCCAAGUUCAGCCUCACUAGCUACAAGUAACAUCCUAGAAAGUGCUGGUAGCCACACACAGCUUGCUGGGUUUUUCACCUGUCUGGUUGUCUUGGCGGUGUUGCUUCUGAUUGGCCCACUGUUUUACUUCCUGCCCAAGGCUGUCCUAGCCUGCAUCAACAUCACCAGCCUGCGCCAGAUGUUCCUCCAGUUUCAGGACCUCCCGCAACUUUGGAGAGUCAGUCGGAUGGACUUUAUGGUCUGGGUGGUCACAUGGUUGGCAGUUAUCACCCUCAACGCAGACCUGGGACUCGCUGUGGGGGUGGUCUUCUCAAUGAUGACUGUGAUCUACCGCACUCAGAGAGCUGACUGCUCCGUGCUGGGCCGAGCCUCAAACACCGAGAUCUACCGACCUAUGGAGGAGAACAGUAUGUGUCACGAAAUUCCUGGUCUGAAGAUAUUGGCUUACAAUGCCCCCAUUUACUAUGGAAACAAAAGCUUCUUCCGGGACGCCAUGACCAGAUUAAUUGGACUCACUCAGGAGAAGAUGAAAGCAAGAGCAAAGACCAGGAAGGAACUAAAGAAGAUGGCAGUCGCCACCGUUGAGAAUGGUCUGGCACGAGCGGCCUGCUCAUCAGACAAAGACACAUCACCUGCAGGUGAUCGACAGGAGAGGAUUCAGUCAGUUAUAAUCGACUGCAGUAGCAUCAUAUUCAUUGACACAGCCGGAGCAAGACUAUUUGUUCAGAUGUGCGUUGAGUGUCAGAAAGCUGAUCUGUGGGUCUACCUAGCAGAGUGUAACAAGGGCGUUUUGAGAGCAUUAACGUGCAGUGGCCUACUUGAACACCUUCGUCCAGAGCAGAUCUUUGUAACUGUGCAUGAUGCUGUUGUCCACUUGGAGCAAGUCAAGAUCCUCUGUAAACUCAACCUUACCAGAAAUUGUAACUGCUCUUGUUAUGCUUGAGUAAUACCGCAAGACAUUAAGGUAUAUACUGUAUGUGAUUGUUUUUCUUUUUUUAGGAAGCUUCAUCACAGAAAAACACAACAAUUUGGGUAUGAAAGCUUCCCGUGGACUUUCAGUUCAUUUACCGAUUAAACCAAGCACUUAAAGGACAUUCACAACGUCCUGUAUGACCACGAUUAGCUUUCAAGGAUGUUUGAAAGAAAGCAAAUAGGUUCUGUUCAAGCUGGAACUCAGAGUGAGACUUAUGUUAUGAUGUAAAAUGUGCAGUAUUUUGCUAAUGGAAUGCAGUUACAGAUUAAGCUGUGUAAUGUAGUUUUUUAGGAACUGUGUCAAAAUGGUUGCCCAAAGCAAAUCAUUGCUAGGUUCAAGCUAAAGGUCACAUUUAACAAAGCAGGUAGCCAACUUCAACCUCUCCUGCCAACAAUAUUUAGUCCAGAUGGAAUUCUAUUGCCACUGGGAAAGCCUGAGAUUAGUGAAUGAGACAUACACUGAUUCAUUAAUGGGUUACCGGUUUCAUGGAGCACUUGGCAAACAAUAGAACUGAUUGGAGAUGGAGGUGAGGAACCUAGGGUAGAGUGUUCUUACCUGCAUGGGAUUAAGCUAAAAUAGAUGGACAUCAAUUUAUAUCACUAGUAUUGGUCUUUUAUUUUGUAUGGUAGGUGGGAAUGAAUGGACAGUUACUGCUCAUUGCUUCUUGAAUUUUUUCUUUAGUUGGAUUUGAGAAUUCAUCUGGCUCCAUGCAUUUUGGAACAUGGUCAGACAGGCCAGGGUGCCUAGUCUCUGCCAACCUAUAUCAGGUUACUGAGGGGGUAGCUUGGAGGGAAAAUGAUGCCGCAUUUCUACCCCAGCUCCCUCUGCAAAGGGCUCUGCUGGGAAGUCCACAUGCAUAUGCGUGUGUUUUGAAGUCGACAUGGGGUCAGCUGUGUUGUUCCUGAUACUGUAGAGGACAACCUGGAGGCACUUCAGACCUUUGAGCACAUCUCCCCCAUUCAAUUAAUGACAGAUCUGUAGAUCAACUUAAGAAAUGAGGUCAGGAGUCACCAACAUGUUCCUUGAGCCUUGAACCAGUGCCCUCCCCCAUCUCUAAACUCCACUGCCCUGGGAAAAAAAAACUCUAUCUAAUCUAUCUGUGCCUGUCAUAACUUUAUAAACCUCUACAAGGUCACCACUCAUCCUUCUACAGUCCAGUGAGAAUAAACCCAGCCUAUCCAAACUCUCCUUCUAAAUACAACCCUUCAUUCCAGGCAAAAUCUCUUCCAGUGACUCUCUCCACACUCUCUCUAUUGCUUCCAUAUCCUCCCUGAAGUGUGAUGACCAGAAUUGUACACAACACUCUCAGUAAUGUCUAGUCAAUAUUUUGUAAAGCUGUAUCAUUAACAGCUGUGACCAUUAACUCAUGGUCAACUUAGUGUCAAAGCGGGCAUAGCAAAUAGCUCACACUUGCCUGGAUUAAAUUCAAUUCUCCACUGUUCUGCCCAACUUUCCAGCUGAUCUAUGUCCUGUUGUAUUUUUAGUCAAACUUCUUUGUGAUCUAUGACUCCACCAACUUUUGUGUUAUCUGCAAACUUGCUAAUCAGAUUUCCUUCAUUCUCAUUCAAGUCAUUAUGACAAGCCAUAAAAAGUCCAGCACUGAUCCCUGCAGUAUAUCAGUAGUUACAGACUUCCAGUCAGAAGAAUAUCUUGGCCUCAGCUCUACUUCCUGCUUGUUUUCCAUAAACCAAACAUUUGUCAUUCUUGGCACACUCAAAGAACUUCAUGCCCCUCCACCAAUGAUGCUACCUUCACUCACAUCUCCUCUAUUUCCCAGACAUCAUGCUCACCCCAUCUUCCCACUGCCUUAACAGUGAUAGAAUUCUUCUUGUCCUUACCUACCACCCCAUGAGUCUCGGCAUCUAACACAUGAUUUUCUGCAAGUUCUGCCAUCUCCAAAGAGAUCCUACCACCAAACUUAACUUUUCCUCUUCCACUCUCUUUGCCUGCCACAGGGAUCACUCCCUCCAUGAUUCCCUCGUCCAGUCGUCCCUCCCAGUUUUAUCCCUGCAAGCAGCCUAAGUAUUACACCUGCCCAUUCACCAUUUUCCUCACCUCCAUUCAGGGCCCCAGGCAAUCCUUCCAGAUGAGGCAACACUUCGCCUGCAAAUCUGCUGGGGUUGUCUUUUGUGCCUGGUGGGCCUGAUGCGGCCUCCUCUACAUCAGUGAGACCUGUUAUAAAUUGAGGGAACCACUUUAUAGAGCACCUCUGUCUAUCUGCCAAAAGCAGAACUUUAUGAUGGCCAAACAUUUUAAUUCUGAUUCCCAUUCCCUUUCUGACAUGUCAAUUCAUCACCACCUCCUGUGCCACGAUGAGACCACCCUCAGGAUGGAGGAGCACCACCUUAUAUUCCAUCUGGGUAACCUCCAGCCUGAUGAAUGAAUACUGAUUUCAUAUUCUGGUAAAAAAAGGUUCCCUCCCCCUCCCCUCUUCUUCUUUUCCCCACUCUGACCUCUCACCUGCCUGUCAGCUCCUCCUGGGUCCCAUCCCCCUUCCCUUUCUCCCAUGGUUCAUUCUCCCCUCCUAUCAGAUUCCUUCCUCUCCAGCCCUUUACCUUUCCUACCCACCUGGCUUCACCUACCACCUUCUAGCUGUCCUCCUUCCCUCCCCCACACCUUUUUAUUCAGGCAUCUUUGACCUUCCCUUCCAGCCCUGAAGAAGGGUCUUAGCCUGAAAUGCCAACUGUUUAUUCAUUUCUGCUGCCUAACCGGCUGAGUUCCUCUAGCAUUUUGUGUGUGUUGUUUUGGAUUUCCAGUAUUUGCAGAAUCUCCUGUGUUUAUGAUCUGUCAUUCUUGUCCUUGAAUGUAGUCAAUGGCUCCACCUCUACAGCUCUCUUGGAUAAAUUCCAAAACUUCCCAACAAGCUGAGAACAAUUGCCUUCAUACCUAAGCUCUAUCUCACUGUUUUAACUCCAAAUUCCUUAAUCGUCUCACUCAACAGUUCAGUUCUGAAAUUUCCAGCUGACCUCGGUUCCAACACAGCAAAGUGAAUGGUUGAUCUUGCCUAAAGAGAAGGUCAAAGUUGUUUCAGUUAAGUACAGAUUAGAUAAUUUUUCCUCCCAAAAAUAAUUUUCAGCAAUUUAAAUCCUGAUAUGUGGAGAGAUUAUUAUGUUUUGGGAGAAUCAGAUGAACUUUAACCUCUGGUUCCCAAAGAUCUCCACUAAUAGAUUACAUUAAGAAAUGUUUCCUGAUGAGAACUAAGUGUAAGUUUAUGACUCCUUAUUCAGUACUCCCUCAUCAGCGGAAAACAUUUUUCUCUCAGUCAACCUUUUCACCUUGAUCAGAUGGUCAAGCUAAUGACCAGGUACCUUGCUGAAGUACUUUUCCUCAGCGUGCAGAGACAGGUCACUAGGCUGAUAUACCAGACUGACCAUGAAGUUGUGAGUCUGUACCCCAACUAUAGGAAGUGGCCUCAGGAGAACAGAGAGGGCACCAAAAAGCUUGGAGCUUUAUGCAACGUUAAGGCAACCAAGAGCACAAAGGGGAAGGGCGAAGUUAUAAACGGAAACGUCAUAUUUAUCCAUCAAUGCUUAGCUAUGACAAUGAAUUUAAAGUAUCUUUGAUUCUACCAAUCAUUAAUUGUGUCUGAUUUACCAAUGUGAUUUGAUUAGAAAUUCAUGUCUGUUAAUAAACAAUCAUGU